CCCUAGGCCCCCCAUUCUUUCCCUCCCUCCUCUCUCUCUCUCUCUCUCUCUCUCUCUCCCUCUUGAUUUCUCUCUCUACAUUUUUGUACCUGCUCUCUCUCUCUCUGUCAUUUCCUAGGGUUUUUGGGAACUCGCUGCUGCUAUGGAGCUUGUACCUCUCUCUGUUUUCUCGGGGCUUUGUUGAUUUCAGGUCCUAAUAGUGGUUGUUUCUUUAAGUUAUUUGGUUGGGAACUGAAUAUCUGUUGAGGAGAAGGUGAAAGGGGGGGAAUUUGACCAAAGGGAUAAAUUUGAAGGAAAUUAGGGGAUUUCGAAGGAAAUAAAAUGGGGAAAGUGUCUCCCAAAGAGAGGCAAUCGAAGACUCCUAAACAGAAAAGGCGGAUUCGAAACUCAAGCUACAAGUAUCUGAAGCCAGGUGCUCUUGCUCAGCUUCGAUACAAUAAAGCAUCCACCGCCAAAUCCUGUACAGAUCUUGGGAAGAAAAGGGUGGCAGUGUUGGAUGCCACUAAGACAGGCAAUGAUGUAGUACUUCAAAAUAAUGGUAUUCAUGGGAGCCCUUCAAUGUUAUCACCUGAAAGGUUUGAGUUUAGUCCUGUGGUUGGAGCUGCAGAUAUUUUUAACAAGAAUAAUUUGCUGAGAACACCAAAAACCCCUUCUGCUGAAGUAUUUGAAUUUGAGUCGAGGCUCGAGUCUCUUCCAAUGGAUUUGCUGGUCAAAAUACUCUGCCACCUGCACCAUGAUCAACUCAGAGCAGUUUUCCAUGUCUCUCAGAGGAUUAGAAAGGCUGUUGUGAUUGCUAGGCAGUUCCACUUCAAUUACACCACUCCAGAUAGGUCUCGACAAGAGAUGUUAAGGACAAUGACUCCACUCCCCACAGAACACUGGCCAUUUGUAAGCAAGGGAAACGGAAAGGGUAUUUGGAUUUCUAGCCCACAUACCCCUAAAGCACCGAGGCAUGGUCCCCGCCCACCUCUUCGUCUCAAGUGCCCGGAGAUGCGCCAAAUUGCUGCUGUUCUUUUCCAGGAGUCAGUCUUCCCUUCUAGGUGUAUUGUCCCCUCAGUUUUACCAAAGCCCCUAUGCAAAUCUUUGGCUUCCAAUCGAGUUUUAUUCUAUGAAGAUGAGCUAUGCCAGGCUGUUGCUCAGAAUAAACUUCGUUGAUUUUUCGAGAGUGGUUUAUUUCUUAUCCUUCUCUGUUUCUUUUUUCCUAUAUAUGUAUAUAGUUUGUGUUCUAUAUAUCUCUGGUAGUAGUUGGAGUAGACAGGAUGCAAUUGUAGUUUUGAUGGGGGCAGUUAUACUAGGUGUCUAUGGAGAUUUCAGGGUUUGCAUUAGAAAUUGGAAGAUUGGGCUAGUGUUAUUCAAAUAAUUUUAUUCAAAGUCGUUACUUGUAUAUAGUUAGUUAAAUAUAUUUGUCUAGUUUUAAGAAACGGUUGCCUGUUUGAUGGGAAAAUUAGUUCUAGUGUCUGUUUGGUUUAUUUAUUUCUAUAUCUGUUACAGCACUUUGGGCAUUGUUUGUGAUGUAUCUUUCGGAAAUGGUUUCUCCAUAAUACUAUCCCUAUGUUUUUUCUUACUUCA
This is a messenger RNA of Camellia sinensis, 1569 nucleotides long. It is a transcript of the gene FBS4, whose product is annotated as F-box family protein. Lineage: Eukaryota; Viridiplantae; Streptophyta; Magnoliopsida; Ericales; Theaceae. Gene Ontology annotation, molecular function: protein binding. The record is from RefSeq and is a predicted model, not a curated record.